AUGUUCUGUCGUACAUACUCGAGCGGUGUCUAUGUCGGUCCAGAGCAGAGUUUAACAGAUCAGUGGCCUAUUUCUCCUCUACUCAUCCGAUCCUGCACUCUAAUGCUCUCUGCUUUCUGCUCUGCUCUGUGUUAUAUGUUAUGUUACCACGGGUUUAAAUAUAGUCCCGCUGGUUUAGUGUCGAGCAGCGGAUAUGCUCGCACUACGUUAACGCGAGGACUGAUAAAUUCUCCGCAACAUUUAUCACCAUCCGAUGGAACCGCAGUUACAAAUUUAAUUAGUCGCGCAGUGCUGGAUUUUAUUAAUCCGUCUGUAUUCUCGGUGAUCUAUUAUUACUCUUUAUAA
Molecule: messenger RNA, 345 nt
Organism: Cotesia congregata
Lineage: Eukaryota; Metazoa; Arthropoda; Insecta; Hymenoptera; Braconidae
Source: the annotation of a GenBank genome assembly